AGAGCCCUGACUGGUCAGUUCUCUUUCCGAAAACCGCAAACAGACAACCAUCCCGAUUGGAAUCAUUGAAAUAACCAAUGUCUCUCCGGUGAGUUUGCCACCUGGAAUAAAGCCCCCCCAAGCCCGACGAGCUACACUGCAUGCGAAGGCGAUCCGGCUGUAGUGGCGUGAAAGUGGGAUUUUCCGGGGACUCUGAAAACGCACACCAGAUCGCCUGUGAUUAGUGAUCUUCUCUAACUGAGAAGUUGGGCGGAAGCAGCGGUUACGUCUGACAGCGUUUGGCCUCAAUGUUUUCGGGAGCUUUUGCAAUCUUUUUUUUUGUUUUCUCCCCAUUUCUUUUCUUGCAAUUUGCGUUGAGAACUUUCGCUUGAAAGCUCAAGCAAACUUCAAUUGGGCGACAGACUGGGCACUCAACAGGUUCCUAAGGGAGGCUAGUGAAGAGCCGAUCAUGCGGCCAGCGUCACUUCUAACGCUUCUUCCAUCUCUCUUGUCUGUAGGCCUCGCACAAGAAGGUGGAGGGUACCCUCCAUGUGCAUUGCGUUGCAUUCUGCAGGCUCUCCCACAGACGACAUGCACUGCAACAAACCAGACAUGCCUUUGCCAAGACUCGACACUAUCCAGACUGGUAGAGCCUUGCAUCAGUGCGGGCUGCACGAUCAAGGAAGCUUUAGUGACAGCGAAUACCACAUCGAAAAGCUGCGACUCGUCCGAGGUCGACGAGUCUCCAAGAGUAAAGCUUGCGAGCCUCAGCCUACUCACCAUACCGCCCACCAUAUCUGUAAUUCUACGCAUGAUAGUCAAGAUCCGAAGAUGGUCGGCCUGGGGGGCUGACGAUGCCACUAUCGUGCCAGCUUAUGUCCUUAUGCUUGCAUUUAUUCCAAUAAACAUUUUCUUCGUGAGGACCGGGGCGGGAAUAAACCUUUGGACUCUUUCGUUCGAUCAAAUAGAUGGGUUUUUCUUGAUCGGCUACAUCAGCCAGGCCAUCUACUAUGCAUCAUUGGCACUGAUCAAAACAUCAAUCUUGUUUAUGCUUCUGCGAAUAUUCCCUGGUGACGGCAUUCGACUGACGCUGUGGGGUACGCAAGCUGUCAACUUGAUUGUCUGUCUUGUAUGUGUCUUUACCGUGUUGUUCCAAUGUCAGCCUUUGAGUCUGGCCUGGCAGUUCUGGGCCCAGGACCGCCCAGGAUAUUGCCUCCGCCAACUCGAUCUAGCACUCAGCCAUGGAGUUAUCAACGUCGCGCUGGAUGUUUGGAUGCUCAUCUUGCCCAUCACACAAAUAUGGAGGUUGAAUAUGAAACUGCGCCAAAAGCUCGGUGUCAUGUCCAUGUUCUGCAUGGGGGUUUUUCUCACCUUCGCGAGUGCUUAUCGUCUAUACGCACUGAUAGUAUAUACCUACAAUUCGAAGAAUAUCACUGUCGAUUCUUCACCGACCACCAUCUGGACGGAAAUAGAAGUCUGUGUAGGGGUGUUUACCGCCUGUGUUCCGAGUAUGCGCCAGUUUUAUGAGAGGAUGAUUCGCGAGAUCUUCGGUAGCAAGAGAGAGCUGCGAACGCCACCGCGAUCUCAGGGCGGGAAGUCUUUCACAGGCACGGAUAUUACCACUAAAGUAGGCUUGUAACGAGUCUUGUAUUCAUCAGACAAUAAACGCUGAUAUCAGUAGAACAGAAUAGAUGAGC
Messenger RNA from Colletotrichum navitas, 1676 nucleotides. RefSeq lists its product as uncharacterized. Bases 449 to 1618 code for a protein of 389 amino acids. The transcript has 8 exons. Lineage: Eukaryota; Fungi; Ascomycota; Sordariomycetes; Glomerellales; Glomerellaceae. The record is from RefSeq and is a predicted model, not a curated record.